GAAAAUAUCACGGAUAUGUAUGAAGGGCUUUAAAAGAAAUAUACACACCACUAUGAUCAUUGCAGAAAGUAUGCGUCGAUUUCAGCUUAUAUUGUGUGUUGCAGUGGUCAAUGCAUUGGUUUUUCAAGGGAUGCAACCGCCAUUCACAGAUUUAAAUUUCGUUGGGGAAUAUCACUAUCAAGAUUUUAUAUCAUUUCUAAAGAGCGAGAACCGUUGUAGAUUUAUUCCUAUGAACAUUUCAUCGCAUUUGGAAAAUGACCAGUCAACAAGUAAUGACGUGUGUAUGGGUUUUAUGAAGACGGUGAAAAAUAUGUCUGCAGAGUCACAGAUUGGGAUUUUUGAAGUCAAAUACUUUGCAUUUGAUGUUCAAUAUAAUUAUGAACUAAAACCGUCUUCUUGUGAGUUCAAGGGUAACUUGCAACAUGUCGAGAUGAUGUUGAUAUGUCGCGGAAAAAACGUAGUAAAUGGAACAAGGUGUGAUAAAAAUUCAGCUUGUAAAAGAAAAGGAGAAGUUUGUCAAGGAAACUUGAUGAUGGAUGAUCAGUUCUGUACUCCCACUCGCCUUCUUUACCAAUCAUGUGAUGGAUAUUCACAAUGUGACAGGAAUAGUGAAUGUAGAUUGUUGGGAUCUAUAAAAACAUGUCAGUGUAUGGAUGGUUAUGUUGAUAUUAACUGGCACUGUGUCAAGUCUGAGUUGUCACUGGGAGAAGAUUGCAGCUAUGAUGAUCAGUGUUCGGUUACCAAUAAGGCCUCCCGAUGUCUGUAUAAUGAAACUAAGAACAGAAGAAUGUGUUCCUGUGUGAAAGGCUAUAUUGCCAGUGGUUCAAGAUGCAUAGCAGAUGGACUUUUUCUGCAUGGCCAGUGUAGAGCAAACAAACAAUGCACAGGGACGGAAAAUGCAAAUGUGUGCACACCCUAUGGAAAUAAAAAACAAUCGGCUUGUAUAUGCAACGACAAUUAUAUUGAAAUAAAAUCAAAAUGUUACAAAAGUAAUCGUCGCCUUCAUGAGUCUUGUGAAUGGUCAGAGCAGUGUACUGGGUCUACUGGAGCUAAUGAAUGUAAAUAUAAAGACGGAGUAAAUAUCUGCGCAUGCCCAGAGGGCAAAGAUGUUUUCAACGGAAUAUGCUUGAAAAGUAGAUUAACCCUCGAUGAAGCAUGCUGGGUAGGUGGACAGUGUACAGGUACACCAAACUCUGGCGUUUGUAUGGGUAAUCAAGAUAAAAAUGGAACACUGCUUUGUCAUUGUUCGAACGGAUCUAUAAGACAUAACAGUAAUUGUUUGCCAGCAAACAGAAAGCUUUUCGAAGAAUGUACGAUUAAUACUCAGUGUACUCAGAAGUCAGGGAAGGCCGUUUGUACAGCAUUACAUGAGAGAAAAUUGUGCAUGUGUAAAGCAGGUUACGUAGAGGAGAGGAAAUCUCUAAAGUGCCGCAAAGCUAACAAAAGAAUAAAUGAAAGAUGUCUUAUAAAUGAGCAAUGCAACGGAACAGAAAAUGCAAAUACGUGUCUUCAUAGAGAGAACAUAACCAGAUGUAGCUGUAACGACGGAUUUGCAUGGAUUCACGAAAAGUGUUUGAAAAUUGGAAGGAAACUAUUUGAAACGUGCAGUAAUCGUGAACAAUGCAAUGGGACAGACAAUGCAUGGAAUUGCACAGAUACACAUGUAGACAACAAUAAAGUUUGCUUCUGCCAAGAUGGGUAUUUGAAUUUUAAAGGACAAUGCAUUAAAGCUGGCAAAAAAUUAAAUGAAAUGUGUGAGACACAUCAGCAAUGCACUGGUACAGAUAAUGCAGAUACAUGUCGCCUUGUUGGAAGGUCAAGCAUAUGUAACUGUAACGACAAAUUUGAUUUAAUGGACGGAAAAUGUUUGAAAAUUGAAAGAAAACUUUUCGAAUCGUGUGUUAACUAUAAACAAUGCAACGGAACAAAACAUGCACAGAAUUGCACUGAUAUGAAUGAAGAUAACAACAAAGUUUGUGUCUGUCAAGAUGGAUAUUUUGAGUAUAAAAGAAGAUGCAUUCCAGCUAACCGAAAAUUCAACGAAACAUGUACAACGCAUCAGCAAUGUACUGGUACAGACAAUGCAAAUACUUGUAAUUUUGGAGAUGGUGUGUGUAGUUGUAACAAUAAGUAUACAGCAAUUAAUGGAAAAUGUUUGGAAGUGGGAUUGAAUCUGUACGAGUCGUGUGUUUAUCAUGAGCAAUGUAACGGGGCGGAAAAUGCAAGAAAUUGUACCGAUAUCGAAAAUAACACUGUAUGUUUUUGCCAAGAUAGCUAUUUAAACUUUAAAGGAAGGUGUAUCGAAGAUAAAAUAAACCUAGAUGAUAUGUGUGAAAUUAACCUUCAGUGCAGUGGAACAGAAAAUGCUGGUGUUUGUGGAAAAAACCAGACCUGUACAUGUGAUGAAGGAUUCAUACGAAGUAAAGAAGGAUGCUUACCAGAAAAGGACAUGCUGUUACUUCUGAUAGCUGUAGGAGGAAUCUUUGGCAUAUUGACAUGCUCACUUACUAUAUUAUUUGCACUGAAAAGAAGAAACCCAAAUACAAAACGUCUAGAAUGUCGCAGUUCUUCAAAUAUACCAGUGGGAAACAUCCGUUACUCAAUCGUAGAUAACAGUGCUUGUGGAAGUACAUCUGAGACUUCAGUGGAAAACCGACAAAGCUAUUGCAAUGCUUUAGCCGAAAACAUCUACGAUGAAGCCUAUCAAAGAGAGGAGCAAGGCACUGAAAACGUGUACAAUUGCUCGGAACCACAAUGUUAUGGAACACAGGAUUGUGAUAACGACAUAUACAAUCAUCUUCACCAAAAACCAAUACAGAUGUCUGACGCCAUAUAUGGCGUGCCAAAAUCGAUGUCAGAAUCGAUGUGUUCAAAAAUGCAAGAACACAGAUUAUGAAUAUUUGUUAUAAGUACUGUAUAGUACAUUUAUUCAGUUAUUGGUGCAGUGUUUUAUGUGCAAAGUAGCUAAGCUGAACACCCAAGAAGUUGGUUCAAGCAAACAUUGUUUGAAUUUUAUCACUUGUAAAAUAAUGCUUUGUAAUUUCUGUGUUUAUGUUCAGGUUAAAAAAUAUGAAGCAUAACCACACAGUGUAAAAUUGAUUAAAGGAAAGGAAAAUAUAUCGAUAAAAAAACUAUUUGUCCAAUACCGUGAUUUUACAUAGAAAUGAAACGAGUAACUGGGGAGUGCAAAUGCAUUUUUUAAUACCAUAGAACCCACAAACCUUGACAAAUUUUGAAAUUAAAAAAAAAACUACUAUGCAAGCAUCAGCCGAAGAAGGUAUCUGUUAGAAAAUUUUGUUUUCAAUUGAUAAGAAAUAUACUAAUGCAAGCAAGGAAUUUUGAGGUUACAACCUUAUAUAUUUCCAUUUGUGCAGGCCAUGUAAAAAUUAGACAUUACAACUGAUAUGGCAAAAUAAUGAUACAGGUAUGUUGGUCUAUGAUUUAAACAAUUUACUAUUUAACUUUGAGUGGGUAAUUCAGAGAUAGAAACUUCUCGUCGGUAAACCUAAUAAUGAUAAAUCCUUUUUUAGUUUUAUGUUACAUUUUCUAAAACUGACGUAUCCCUUUUUAACUUUUCCCUCAACACUUGUUAAACUGAUUUCGCUUAGUUUUGAAUAAGGGAUAUUUUCACACCAAGAUGCUUAUUUGGAAAAGCUUAAAAUGUAAAAAGUAAAAUUGUUUAAAUAAGCACUCGAUAUAGUAUAAAUUUGAUUUGAUUGCCUAAGCUACUAACAAUUUAUGCAAUACUGAAAUUGUAAUGGAAAAGCGUGUGAAUCUGCGGAAGUAGAAACCUAUUGUAUGUAUAUCUACCAGGAAAACUAUGGUAAUUUUUGUAUGUGUGGAUAGCAUCUUAUGUUCAUAGUCUAAACCUUAUGGACAAGAGGAAAUCACAAAGUUUGCACCGAUAUGAUCGACUUCUAGCUUGACCAAAUAUUUCUAAGAAGAAGCAAAAGUAGCCUAAGCACCCCUGUAUGUUAAUCAACACAAUUUAAACAAUUUGUGUAAAUACCCUGCAGCUUGUUUUGUAAAUGGUAAGCUCUCGUUGAAGCAUAAUCAGCGUGUUCGCUGAGAUUUUUGAACUGAAAACGAGAGAAGCGGUGAGCCAAUGUAUUUUUUUCACUGUAUAUAAUUUGACCUUGUGUUGUGCGUUAAGCUUUAAGUAGUAAGGUAUUAUGUAUUAAUCUCAAAACCUCCCUAAACUGAGAUGUUUGUCAAUUGAUAACCGAUAUUAAAACGUCAUCAUGAUUCAUCUGUGGGAAACAAGUUGUAAAUGUUUUCCCACAAUGAAGCGACUCCUACCUGUUUUUCAUAGUAAUGAGGGACAGCUCGAUAAAACCAUCUUUCUGUGUAUAUGAUUUCAUAUCCUGAAAUUUAGCCUCACAAAAUUGUCUCACUAAAACAUAUGGACCUUGCAUAAUAAAUUAUAUAGCCUCUCUGGCUUCAUUUAUCAAUAAGAGGUGUGUCUGAUAUUAUCAAACAUCUAGUGUCACUUUGAUAAUGCAUCACAAAAGUAAUAAUAUUUUGCCAAACUGAACAAGUAUAAGUUUGUAUAGCAAUAAACGACUGUGUUUCCUCCUUUUAUGUACUUUUAUAGUUUUUGAAAGUAUUACGUCAAGUUUCCUUUUUAAUUUAUGUAUAAAAACUCCUCAUUCGGAGACAGGUACACUACAGUCAAAUUAAAAAAUUCAGAAAAUGAAGACUAUAU
This is a messenger RNA of Magallana angulata, 4705 nucleotides long. RefSeq names its product transmembrane cell adhesion receptor mua-3-like. The transcript has 21 exons. Lineage: Eukaryota; Metazoa; Mollusca; Bivalvia; Ostreida; Ostreidae. The record is from RefSeq and is a predicted model, not a curated record. The coding region runs from base 20 to 2896 and encodes 958 amino acids.